AUGCUCAGUGACAAUAAGCACAAGACCGUCGCCCUCUCCUUGCUCUGUGCUCUGCCCAACGCCACAGCUUCGGACCUGAAAGAGGAUCCUGUACGCAUCUCCGAAAUCAACUUCAAGGCUCGUCCCGAGAGCUAUGCGGGAGUCGUCUUAGUUGGCGGGCCCCAUGAACGCGGCUUAAUCUACGGGAAAACAUUCGCCAAAAAGAUCAAGCUGAAUGUUGACCACACCCUGAAACAUGGCGGCCUCCCGGCCUGGGAUAUCUGCUGGAGAAUCGUUAAGCAGGUCUACCUGCCAUCUCUGAGAAGGCUAUGGCCCAGCGGGCUACAGGAACUCAUGGGCAUGUCUGCAGGCGCAAAUUUGAGAGUGGAGAAACUGAUCAUGCUCAACGCGAGGGAUGAUCUUGCCACCAUCAACCAUCUCCUUCAAGACACGUCCAGCCAACGGUCCGCCGUCUUAGGUGAGGCAGAAGCCAUGGAUGAAACAUUCAGCGUAUCGUUCGCCCGGGCCACACAAGAGGAUGAAGUGAUCGCCGUCCAGUCCUGGAACUCGUCAAGACCACUUCACGACAAGAAUCUGAUCGUCUAUCUCGAGAUACACCACGAACCAUCGGAAGCGUUGCCGGUCAUUUUUACCGUGACCGAGGCGGGUCUGCUCGCGGGAAGCGGCAUGAAUUCUUCCGGGAUUUCACUGACGUCCAACAGGCUCUUCUCAAGCGCAGAUUUCGUCCCGGAGCCGGGGGGUUCCUACCUCCCUUCGAUGUGCCAGCAAAGGAUCCUGCUCGCAUGCUCGUCUACCAAGAUGGCAUAUCCACUCUGCCAGAUCCUUGCCAGACACUGCUCUAGGCACUUUCUUAUCUCAGAUCGCCACGGGCCGCCAGUAUCCCUUGAGAUCGCGCCCAAGAAUAUCUUCCUCCACCGCGAUGGGUUUGACAGGAGUGUCCUGUUGCACACAAAUCACUUUCAGUCAUUUGAAGCAUUUCUGGCGCGCCAAAAAGUAGCGGACCGUUAUCAGGGGCGUAGCAGCUAUUGGAAUCUAUCCCGUCUGCGAAGCCUCCUUGGCCCGAGGAAGGGCCAGAAAUUCACGAUGCCAGAUGUCGUACGCAUCUUCUCGGACCAUGCGGAUUCUCUGGGCACUAUAUGCCAACGCACUACUAGCCACAAGACGACAGCGUUAUUUGUCAUUUACAACCUGACGCGGAGGAUGAUCUCGAUAUGCAAAGGCCCGCCACAAGAGAACCGGAUGAUUCACUUUACGUUUGACGAUGACGGGCAUGGACUGCUGGGACUUCCUUUACCAGGAAUUUUAGAAGAAGGUCCGCCCAGCAGAAAGCACCGGAGGACAAGCUCAGCCGGAUCAAGUGUUUCGACAGCAAGCCCAGUGUCGUCCGUGUCCUCCGCUCCGCCCCUGGAUGAGGGAAUUGGGAUAGUGGAUUCUGCCGACGAGGAGGAUUAA
Molecule: messenger RNA, 1452 nt
Organism: Canariomyces notabilis
Lineage: Eukaryota; Fungi; Ascomycota; Sordariomycetes; Sordariales; Chaetomiaceae
Exons: 3
Coding region: 1-1452 (483 amino acids)
Source: RefSeq, a predicted model, not a curated record